This is a messenger RNA of Zychaea mexicana, 660 nucleotides long. RefSeq lists its product as uncharacterized. NCBI's taxonomy places the organism in Eukaryota, Fungi, Mucoromycota, Mucoromycetes, Mucorales, Lichtheimiaceae. The record is from RefSeq and is a predicted model, not a curated record. The transcript has 3 exons. Bases 1 to 660 code for a protein of 219 amino acids.
AUGAAUCACUUCCAGCAUCCAACGUUUUUACAAAACGAUCCGUACCUCACUCUUCUUACAGAGAUUCGCGACAUUGCGUUGCGUCUGGAAAGUAGCGUGACCAACAUUGAAAACGUGUUAAGUCUCAAUCCGCAGCAACAACCUCAUCCGCAGCGACUACAACCCCAACAACUUCUCUCUAAUGAGCAAGAUGUACGUGAACGCAUUGCGCAGUCGUACCAACCUUCGCAUACUGCUCUACUCUUUCCAAGCUUCGGUAGUCUUGAUCAAGAAAAGGCCGUAGCCAUGUACCACUCGCUCAGCGAAGAGUCCAAGGCUCAUAAAGGACGGUUGCAGAGACCACUCCUUUCAGAAUCACCAUCCAUCCCAAUGCCAUCACCAUCUUUUUCUUCGACUCGUCAACAAUCCCAACUGCCCCUUCCACCACAAGAAUCCGAACAAUCUACCACUGCUUCUUUAUCCGUUCCUUUAUCAUUCAUUCCUCCAUCAGCUCCUGCUCUACUACAAAAACCUACUUCUUCGUCAUCCGCUGUCUUCUCCAUUCCUUCCUCCAUAGUCCCCUCACCACAACAACCUGCUGCAUCACAAACCACUAGAUUGCAGCAAGGAAAGCACAAAACUCCCUUAUUCCCACCUCCACAACGCGAACGUCAAAACUAA